AUGGCAUUGGAGUUUGAAGUUAGGUUGAUGGAAAGAUUUCAAUGGAACACAUUUGAAGAGGUUGAAAUAAAGCUGUCUUUAUUGGUCAUAGAAAAAUUUCAAGAUAAAAUUCAUUUACAAACCUCCCAUGUCCACAAUCGCACUGUCACUAGGAGCCUGUCCCUUAUGGAUAUUGGCUACACCACUGUCAUACCCCAAAUGCUCACCAAUUUCCUGUCCAACGGUAAAGGUAUUUCCCUUGAUGGAUGUGCAGCCCAGAUGUAUUUUGCCUUCUUUUUCGGUUCCGCAGAAUGUGGGAUCCUGACAACGAUGGCUUGUGACAGACAUGCCACCAGCUGUGAUCUGCUCCACUAUUCACUCAUCAUGAACCGAAGGUUCUGUCUGAAGCUGCCCUUGUCUUCCUGGCUAUCAGUGAUUCCCGUAGCAACAAUACAGACUGCAAUGAUGUUUUCAUUGCCCUUCUGUGGGCCUAAUGUAAUUAACCAUUUCUUCUGUGAUAGCCCUCCUCUCUUAGACCUGGUGUGCACGGACAAAUUCACGCUUGAGAUAUACAGUGUAGCCAUGACUGUUAUCGACCUUAUGCUUCCCUUUGGAAUGAUUGUUGUAUAUUAUGUCUGCAUCCUCAUCACCAUCCUGAAGAUGUCCUCCACCGAGAGCUAUCACAAAGCCUUCUCCACCUCCUAA
Molecule: messenger RNA, 684 nt
Organism: Tachyglossus aculeatus (Australian echidna)
Lineage: Eukaryota; Metazoa; Chordata; Mammalia; Monotremata; Tachyglossidae
Product: olfactory receptor 10A7-like
Exons: 2
Coding region: 1-684 (227 amino acids)
Biological process (GO): G protein-coupled receptor signaling pathway
Cellular component (GO): membrane
Molecular function (GO): olfactory receptor activity
Source: RefSeq, a predicted model, not a curated record